GUGGACAUGCAGAAGGCAAUGGCCGCCCAUGAGCACAACAAGAAGAAGGCUUUGGAGCCGCGGGUGACCGAGCCGAUCAUCCUCCCCGAGAAGAAGAUCGAGCCAGCGCCGCAAAGGGCGCCCGCCCGUGCACCCACGCCUGAGCCUGAACCUGCGAAGUCACAGCCACAACCAGCCGCUGAAACGACGGUGCACCCAAACGCUACGGCUGCUGCCAUUGCGCAGUAUGGCUUUACCUACGACAUGUCUGCACUUUACGCUGCCUAUAACCUGGCGAUGCCAACUGUUGGCAACAUGGGUGCUGUCAACAUGAUGCCUGGGUACAGCUUCCCGAACGUAGACGUAACAGCCGCCAUGAAUCAAACGGCUACCGCAGGGGCUGCUACAGCCCCGCAAGCUGAUGCUGCGGCAGCAGCCCCCACGGAGGCUCCGACAUCCUCUAAAGCCGCCGCUGUGGGGGAACCUGCAUCGCGCGAGGAGACCCUUGGGGCGGCAAUGGCCAAGUCAGGCAUGGCCAUGGCCAAACAGAAGGCACAAGGGACUCCUCCACCCAAGGCAAACAUGGGGAAUGUGGUGCCCGCAAGGACUCUGCCCAAGGCUGCACCAACAAUGGCACCCACCACUGCGGAGGCAGCGGCCGCAGCCGCUGCCGCCACUGCGGCACCUGUCGCUGCGUCAGUGCCGCUGGCAGCCGCUGUUCCAGGAGUUCCAGACCUCAUCAGCAAAUCCAAGGCUGUGGCCGCGGCAGCAGCCCCCACCGAAGCACAGGACUUUGGCCAGCCAGUCUUUGCGAAGCACCCCCAGUACUCUCCACCUCCGAAGGCCGGCGGUGAUGCAAAGGCCGAGAUUAAGUUCGCCUUG
Molecule: messenger RNA, 861 nt
Organism: Symbiodinium pilosum
Lineage: Eukaryota; Dinophyceae; Suessiales; Symbiodiniaceae
Source: the annotation of a GenBank genome assembly